AUGGUACAUUAUAAGAACUCAUAUAUAAAUUACAUACGAAGAAGACCAUUAGCCCUUCUAGCUCCAAUCACAUUGCUAGUUAUAAUAUAUUUUUAUUUUUUCUCAACAGCAUCUUCAUCAUCAUCAACAAAACCCAAAUAUAGCUACAAUAAGAAAUCAAAAGGUUGGUUUAAUAAUAAUAAAGAUUCUGUAAUAUUGAAAAACUUACCAAAAAAUCAUAUAAAACAUUAUGAUUUAAAUAAAUUAACCAUAUCAAAAGAUGCAUUAGCUAAAAAGGAGGAAGUAUUGAUCUUGACACCAAUGUCGAAAUUUUUACCUGAAUAUUGGGAAAAUUUAAAUAAAUUAACUUAUGAUCAUUCAUUAAUAUCAUUAGGUUUUAUUUUCCCCAGAAAUAAUGAUGGUGAUGAAGCUUUGAAAAAUUUAGAGUCUUAUUUAAAAAUUGCAAAAGCAAACAAUAAAUUGAAUUUUAAAAAAAUAACAUUAUUAAGACAAGAUUCAAAUUCUUUGACUAGUCAAUUAGAAAAAGAUAGACACGCUUUUAAAGUUCAAAAAGAGAGAAGAUCAAUGAUGGCAUUAGCAAGAAACUCAUUAGUUUUUACAUGUUUGGAUCCUUCUACUUCUUGGGUUCUUUGGUUGGAUGCUGAUAUUGUGGAAACCUCACCAAAUUUAAUACAAGAUUUAACAUCUCAUGAUAAAGCAGUAUUAUCAGCAAAUGUAUAUCAAAGAUUUUUUGAUGAUAAAAUAAAUGCUGAAUCAAUAAGGCCGUAUGAUUUUAAUAAUUGGGUUGAAAGUGAAGAAGGUUUAAAAAUUGCAAAAGGUUUAGCUGAUGAUGAAAUAAUUGUAGAAGGUUAUGCAGAAAUGGCUACUUAUCGACCACUAAUGGCUCAUUUUUAUGAUGCCAACGGAGACAAAAAUACAGAAAUGGCAUUAGAUGGUGUUGGCGGAGGAGCUGUUUUAGUUAAAGCUGAUGUUCAUAGAGACGGGGCCAUGUUUCCAUCUUUCCCAUUUUAUCAUUUAAUAGAAACCGAAGGAUUUGCUAAAAUGGCCAAAAGGUUAGGUUAUGAAGUAUUUGGUUUACCAAAUUAUUUAGUCUUUCAUCAUAACGAGUAA
This is a messenger RNA of Lodderomyces pseudojiufengensis, 1110 nucleotides long. It is a transcript of the gene MNN9, whose product is annotated as mannosyltransferase complex subunit. Gene Ontology annotation, molecular function: alpha-1,6-mannosyltransferase activity. Gene Ontology annotation, cellular component: mannan polymerase complex. The transcript has a single exon. Gene Ontology annotation, biological process: protein N-linked glycosylation; cell wall mannoprotein biosynthetic process. The record is from RefSeq and is a predicted model, not a curated record. NCBI's taxonomy places the organism in Eukaryota, Fungi, Ascomycota, Pichiomycetes, Serinales, Debaryomycetaceae. Bases 1 to 1110 code for a protein of 369 amino acids.